Messenger RNA from Komagataella phaffii GS115, 594 nucleotides. RefSeq lists its product as uncharacterized. The record is from RefSeq and is a predicted model, not a curated record. Bases 1 to 594 code for a protein of 197 amino acids. Gene Ontology annotation, cellular component: endoplasmic reticulum-Golgi intermediate compartment; Golgi apparatus; endoplasmic reticulum. NCBI's taxonomy places the organism in Eukaryota, Fungi, Ascomycota, Pichiomycetes, Pichiales, Pichiaceae. Gene Ontology annotation, biological process: protein retention in ER lumen; endoplasmic reticulum to Golgi vesicle-mediated transport; intracellular protein transport. The transcript has a single exon.
AUGAAGAUAUUUGUCAUCCUUUCACUAUUCUGCUACUCUUUGGCUCAUACUGUGCUUCUUCCUCCGCAUGGAAUUGAAUGUUUUUUUGAAGAUUUGAGGAAGAAUGAUGAGUUGUCCAUUUCUUUCCAGGUCGGUGACAGAAACCCUCAAUCGACAGACCAGCUGACUGCUGACUUUUUAAUUACCAGUCCCAGUGGAACAGUUAUCAGGAAUACGAAGGGCAUCUCUCAUGGAACUGAAUCUGUCGUCGCCAACGAGAAUGGUAAAUACAAGUAUUGCUUCUCCAACAAAGAUAGCCCCAUUACCACCAAAGAUGUCACUUUCAACGUUCAUGGAGUUGUUUAUGUGGACGUUAAUGAUCCCCGAUCUGAGAGUGUUGACAUGUCUGUGCGUAAGUUUCAAGAAUUGGUACACGAUGUGAAGAAUGAGCAAGGAUACCAAGUUGUCAGAGAACGUACGCAUAGAAACACCGCUGAAUCCACCAACUCCAGAGUCAAAUGGUGGUCUGUUUUCCAACUAAUAAUCAUUGCUUCAAACUCAUUGUUCCAGAUCUACUACCUCAAGAGAUUUUUUGAGGUCAAAACUGUUGUAUAA